AUGUGGUGGUGGUUCAGAAGGCUGGGGCAGGGAGGAGGAGCAGCCCUCCUGGGCAGUUCCCAAAGUGCAGGCCCUGCAGAAGCCGCGUCCACUCAGGGCCAGGCGCCCAGGGGCCCUCGCUGCAGGAUGGCUGGAGGCAGGAAAGGCCCAGGCGACCAUGCCCCACCUCCCCUCCUGCUCAGCCAAGCUGGCUGAGGCCCUUAAGGCCACAUGUCACGGUGGCACAGGGAGGGGUGGUGAAAACAGUGAGGCCUCCCACUUGGCUGCUGAACAUGGGAUGUUGUUGCUAUUUAUAAAAAGCAAAGAAUCCUUUUUUUUUUCUUUAAAGAAAUCAGGGCUUGGGAACCUGUAAGCUAUGAAGUCUCAAGGUUAAUUCCCAUCCCUGCCCUGUGCCUCCGGAGUGCUGUACCGUGAUUUUAACACUCAGUGAAGCGUUUGUGCCAGACUGCUGAAGCAGCUCCAUGGAGGAAGUGUGGGGGAGGAGGAAGCCAGCCUCUCCGCUCACCACCAAGAGGGCCCAGGCCACCAGGGGGAGCCUGCUGCACAUCCCCUAUGGACACAGGGAAGGAGAGAGACUGGACAUCUACUUUCCUGAGGAAGAGUCUGAGGCUUUGCCCUUCUUUGUGUUUUUUCAUGGAGGAUACUGGCAGAGCGGAAGUAAAGACUCAUCAGCCUUCAUGGUCAGCCCACUGACAGCCAAGGGAGUGGCCGUAGUGGUAGUGGCUUAUGACAUUGCCCCCAAAGGCACCCUGGACCAGAUGGUAGACCAGGUGACCCAGAGCAUCGCCUUUGUCCAGAAGCGGUAUCCGUGCAAUGAGGGAAUUUACCUGUGUGGACACUCAGCUGGGGCCCACCUGGCCGCCAUGAUGCUCCUGGCCAACUGGACCAAGCAUGGAGUCACGCCCAACCUCAAAGGCUUUCUCCUGGUAAGUGGCAUCUACGACCUGGAGCCCAUUGUGCACACCUCUCAGAACGCUGCUCUCCUCAUGUCCCUGGAGGACGCUCAGAGGAACAGCCCCCAGCGGCACCUGGAGGUGGCCCUGACACAGCCUGUGGAUCCAGCCUGCCACAUCCUGGUGAUUGUGGGCCAACAUGACACCCCUGAAUACCACCGACAGUCAAGGGAGUUUUAUCAGACUCUGCACCGAGGAGGGUGGAAAGCCUCAUUUGAAGAACUUGAUGACGUGGAUCACUUUGAGAUCAUUUGGAACCUAACCCAGAAGGACUAUGUGCUCACCCAGAUGAUUUUGAAAACCAUCUUCCAGGAGUCCUGACAGACCUGCACCCUCGCUGGUGUGCACCCGAUCGUGAAGCUUCUGCAAAGACCGUGACUGCUUCCUCUUCCCACCAGCCCUCGGCUUUCCCCCGCGCCCAAAGUGCCUUCGUUUGUCCACCCGCCCCAGCAAGAGGCCAUUCUUCUCACAGCCCUGGACACGAGUGCAAAUCUCCACGGCAUUUCCUGGCCUGGAUCGAGCAGGCUCCAGGGGAGGUCCAGCCCAGGUCAACGCUGUGUGAUGCCCAAGCCUGCUGAGAGGGCGUGACAAAAAUGACAGCUUCUGACCACACGUGGACUUACCUCUGGCUCGAUGCCCAUUUUUGUAUGACCUACAAGUUAAGAAUGUUUAUGUUUAUGUUUUUAAACAGUAGAAAAAAAAUCAAAAAAGAAUAUUAUUGCGUGACAUGUAAAAAUUACAUAAAAUUCAAAUUUCAGCAUCUAUAAAUAAAGUUUUAUCGGAGCACA
Diceros bicornis minor is the source of this 1741-nucleotide messenger RNA. It is a transcript of the gene AFMID, whose product is annotated as arylformamidase. The record is from RefSeq and is a predicted model, not a curated record. The transcript is spliced from 10 exons. NCBI's taxonomy places the organism in Eukaryota, Metazoa, Chordata, Mammalia, Perissodactyla, Rhinocerotidae. Gene Ontology annotation, molecular function: arylformamidase activity. Bases 462 to 1274 code for a protein of 270 amino acids.